CACUUAACUCAUAGCAUUGUGCUUCAUACUAUCUGUGGGCGUCUGCAGCAUUUCUGUGGAGAGGAAUCUGUGUGGAUUUGACACGGGAUUUCUAAGGGAUUGUGGUAAUCUUCUACGCAUAUGAAUGACAUGCACAGAUCAAUACUCAAGAGCCCUGAUCCCAGUCACUGUUUGGGUCUGUCUCCAUGCAACACCCCUACGACUCAUUCUACAGAUUCCAGUAAAGAUUUUCCUGGUGUGCCCUCGAAAUGAAUGAUCUCAUAGAUUAUGCCAUUGCAAUUAAACUCUCUGCUUCUAUUGUAAAUAUCUUAUAUAUGUGUGACACUGCAGGCACUUUUUAGCAUACAUGGAAGUAGGAUAUAAAAUUUGAUCUGUUUAACAAUGGAGCUUGUCUUAAAUGUCCUGGAAAGACGGGUCUAUUAUUCAUAUAAAACAAAAGGCAACAAAUAGGCAUAGAUGUUAGAAGCUCAAAGGAUUUAGCAUCUAUCUCAUACAUCAACAACUAAAAAUGGCCCCAGUAAGCUAUGACCAACUGAUGGAGAACAAUGGCUUACUAAAAAUAGAGACAAAAAGUGCUUGAAGCCAUAGGAAAACAUGACUAGCACUAUAUAAACUCAAGUCCUUGAAAGCCUAAGCCAUUUGAAAGGUAAGAGGAUGCUGAGAACUAUGCGCUUUGAGAACCUCUGUUCCACCGUGCAGCUGAAUGGAUGGCAGGCUCUGCUGGAUGAUAAUUGUGAGUUAGGACAGGAUCAUUGGGAAAGAGCUCAUUUACGCUCCUUAUGGCUCUAUAGAGCUGUAGUGAAGGGAGACACAAGAGGGCUUCGUAACCUUCUUAAAAGGAACUAUAUUGAUGUUGAUGUGUUUUACAAUGUGAGCUGUGAGGAACUUGAGUGGCGAGCUCACACAGACACCACCUUUGGACCCUCAGGUCUUUGGUCUUUGGAGUAUAAAAGAGAACUGACAAGCCCACUGUGUAUUGCUGCUGCACAAGGUUUCGCUGAAUGUCUGCAAUAUUUACUGGAACACGGUUCACACCCCAACCUUAUUGCAGGAGGAAAAGCGGCACUUCAUGAGGCCUGUGUAAACGCCAACACUGAAUGUGUAGAGCUGCUGCUGGAACAUGGGGCCAAUCCUAACCAGAUGACAGACGAGGGACUGACUGCCUUACAUAUCUGCAGAACACCACAAUCACUACGUUGUGCAAAAGCCUUGCUGAGAUAUGGUGCCAAAGUGAACUUAUCCAGUGAAGAAGAGGAUGAAUCACCACUGCAUGUGGCAGCUAGAUAUGGUCUGCCCCACCAUGCACAGCUGUACCUACAAUUCGGAGCCUGUGUGAACCAUAGUAGCUCUUCAGGUGAAACGCCACUUGGUGCUGUUUGUGGAGUCCCCCAAGAAAAGACAGUCGACAGCCAAGAUGAAGGAUACCUCGAGAUCUGUCGUCUCCUUCUGGCCUAUGGAGCUAACAUUAAUUUGGCUGAUAAACAGCGACGCAGUCCUCUACACAAGGCAGCCCGCAAUGUUCAGCUUAAGUUUGUGGAGCUUCUCUUGGACCAUGGGGCUGAUAUCAAUGCCAUUGACUAUAACGGAUGCUCCCCAUUAUCUAGUGUUCUACAGAGUUCUGUGGUUCGGCAAGAGUGGGAACCUCACAGGGUUGUUCAGACCUUGUUAAAUCGUGGCUCUAUUAAAGUCUGGCCACAAGCACUGCUGAAGGUAAUCACUGAUAACACUGAGAUAAUAGUCCUAGAUUUAUUCUAUACAUUACCAAUAUACAACUUACGCAAUAUACAACUUCUUAUUUCAUGA
Messenger RNA from Cyprinus carpio (common carp), 1803 nucleotides. RefSeq names its product ankyrin repeat and SOCS box protein 18-like. Gene Ontology annotation, cellular component: membrane; synapse; axon initial segment. The record is from RefSeq and is a predicted model, not a curated record. NCBI's taxonomy places the organism in Eukaryota, Metazoa, Chordata, Actinopteri, Cypriniformes, Cyprinidae. Gene Ontology annotation, molecular function: transmembrane transporter binding. Gene Ontology annotation, biological process: negative regulation of delayed rectifier potassium channel activity; neuronal action potential.